AUGAAGCAGAGGUUUUCCAGCUUAGACGUCAAGGUCAUAGCCCACGAGCUCUCCGCAAAACUCACCUCACUGCGAGUCACGAAUGUCUAUGACUUGAGCUCGUCAUCUGCUGAUUCCAAGCAGCGCAUCUUCCUCAUCAAGUUUCACAAGCCCGACCACCGCGAACAGCUCCUCAUCGAUUCCGGCUUCCGCUGCCACCUUACCGAAUAUGCGCGAACCACAGCCGCUGCGCCUUCUGCCUUUGUCGCAAAGCUGCGCAAAUACCUGAAGACUAGGCGAAUUACAUCCAUCACCCAGAUCGGCACUGACCGCAUCCUCGAGUUCCAAUUCUCCGAUGGAUUAUACAGACUGUACUUGGAGUUCUACGCUGGCGGCAACAUUGUUUUGACAGACGCGGAUCUGAAUGUCUUGUCUCUACUCCGCAAUGUAGACGAAGGCGAGGAACACGAAAGGCUCAGGGUCGGUCUGAAAUACAACCUCACCCUGCGACAGAACUAUGGUGGCGCCCCAGAGCUUACCAAGGAUCGAGUGCGUCAAGGGCUGCAGAAGGCGGUUGACAAACAACAAGAUCAGCCUGCGGCGACAGGGAAGAAAGCGAAGAAGGCAGGAAAGGAUUCGUUGAGGAAGGCACUUGCCGUUUCAAUCACGGAGUGCCCCCCUCUGCUAGUAGACCAUGCGCUGCACAUCGCGAACUUCGAUUCGACCCUCAAACCGGAGGAGGUACUCGCUGACGACGCUCUCCUGGAAAAGCUUGUCGUGGUGCUCCAGAACGCAAGAAAGAUCACGGACGAGAUCACGACACCAGACCAAAUCAAGGGCUUCAUCCUCGCCAAGCCAAACCCCUCCGCACCUCCGGCCGAUGACGAAGCCUCCGAGAAAUUGAGAGUCCUCUAUGACGACUUCCACCCUUUCCGUCCAGCUCAAUUCGAGAACUCGGACUAUACCUUCCUAGAAUUUGACGGAUUCAACAAAGCGGUGGAUGAGUUCUUUUCCUCGAUAGAAGGACAGAAGCUGGAAUCAAAGUUGACCGAGCGCGAACAACAGGCCAAGAAGAAGCUGGAAAAGGCGCGCAAAGAGCAUGAAGACCGAAUCGGUGGAUUGCAGCAAGUGCAAAAUCUCAACUUCCGCAAAGCAGAAGCGAUAUUGGCAAAUGUGCAUCGUGUCACAGAAGCUACCGAAGCCGUCAAUGGAUUGAUCAGACAAGGCAUGGACUGGGUUGAUAUCGCGCGUUUGAUCGAGCGUGAACAGAACUCUGGAAACGCAGUCGCACAGCUCAUCAAGCUACCACUAAAGCUGCAUGAGAAUACGGUCACGCUACUGCUGGAUGAGACCAACUGGGAAGAGGGAGGGGACGAAGAAGAUGAGGGCAAUGAGACAAGUUCUGUCAGCGAAGACACAGACAAUGAAGACGAGGCCCCUAAGAAGAAGGCCCCAACCCCAGCCGUAUCCGCUCGGCCACAAUUGGCUAUCGACAUCGACCUCGCUUUGACCGCUUGGGCGAACUCAACCGAGUACUUUGACCAAAAGAAGACAGCCGCUGACAAAGAAGACCGCACAUUGCAAGCAUCCACCAAGGCUUUGAAGAGCCACGAAAAGAAGGUGAACGAGGACCUGAAGAAGGGGUUGAAGCAAGAGAAGGAGGUGUUGCGACCAGUGCGCAAGCAGCAGUGGUUUGAGAAGUUCAUAUACUUCAUUUCCUCUGAUGGUUAUCUAGUCCUUGGAGGUAAAGAUGCUCAGCAGAACGAGAUUAUCUACCGACGCUUUCUACGGAAGGGAGAUGUAUACGUUCAUGCCGACAUCAAGGGAGCAAUGCCGAUGAUCAUCAAAAACAAGCCCGAUACGCCUGACGCUCCCAUUCCUCCAUCGACACUCUCGCAAGCAGGCAACCUCUGUAUCUGUUCAUCUGAGGCAUGGGACUCAAAGGCAGUAAUGUCAGCUUGGUGGGUUCGCAGCGAUCAAGUCAGCAAAACGGGCCAGACCGGGGAGUUUCUUCCAGCUGGCAUGUUCAACGUCAAGGGCAAGAAGGAAUUUCUGCCACCUGCUCAGCUGGUCGUUGGUCUUGCUGUUAUGUUUGAGAUCAGCGAUUCAAGUAAGGCCAAUCACCACAAACAUCGUUUGCAAGACACUGCGGUAUCUGCCGCGGAGAUGGACAAUGAGCCCGCAGACGAAUCGAAGACAGCAGAAGCGUCAAAGACCGACAACAGCGAUGACGAUGAGGACUUCCCAGACGCCAGGAUCGAUUCAGAUUCAGAAGACGACUUCCCCGAUGCCAAGAUGGAGCAGACUGAAGAGAGUGACGCCGAGUCUGAGGCUGCGGCACCAAGGAGCAAUCCUCUCCAGUCCAGAACAGCAGAGGCUAAGGACGACUCCGACGAUGAAGAUGAGCCGGUAGCUGCUAAGGAUAAUGACGAGUAUGCCAUGUCUGGUGGUAAAAAUGGCUCCGCUCUGAGCGAAGAGCCUCAAGAAGACGCGGGCUCUGUAGCAGAUACUGAGCGGGCGCCAAAAUCCACUGGGAAGCGACAGUUGUCUGCAAGAGAACGUCGCCUUGCAAGGAAGGGCCAACUGCAAGACUUGCCUCAGGUUCCAUCUGACGCGAAGCCUGCAGCUGAUGAUGCUGAUGAAGACGACAACUCAUCGGCAGAAGACGGUAGCGCAAAGAGUCCGCCUAAAGCACCCGGCACAGUGACGACGCAAAGCUCCAAGCCAAAGAACGCCCCGCUACCUCGAGGCAAGCGCGCGAAAGCAAAGAAGCAGGCCGCAAAGUACGCCGCACAAGACGAAGAAGACCGUGAACUAGCAAUGCGCCUAUUGGGUUCCAAAUCCGGGCAGCAGGCUGCCGAAGCGGCUGCUCAAGAGAAGCGUCAGAAGGAAGAGCAGGCACAAGCUGACAAGCAACGGCGUCGAGACCAGCAUCUCCGUGCCCAAGCCGCAGGCAAAGCAGCCGAAGAAGCCCGCCUACGCGCCCUAGAGAACGCCGAAGACGACGACGAAGGCGACGAAGUCCUCAAGACAAACCUGCAGAACCUCGAUGCGUUCACAGGCCGCCCCUUACCCAACGACGAGCUCCUCACCGCCAUACCCGUAUGCGCACCCUGGUCCGCCCUCUCUACCUACAAAUACAAAGCCAAGAUCCAACCGGGCUCUACCAAACGCGGUAAAGCAGUGAAAGAGGUCCUUGCUAUCUGGGAUCACGCCGGGAAGGACGCCAAGGCGCUGGAUAAGACCAGUCAGGAUGUCGAGCGUAUCUGGCCCAAGGAGAUCGAGAUGAUAAGAGGCUGGAAAGAGACCGAAGUCGUAGGUGUUGUGCCGGUUAGUAAGGUGCGGGUCAUGAUUGCGGGUGGUCGCCGCGGUGCCGAUAUCGCGAAGGGGAAGAAGAAGAGUGCGAGGGGCGGGAGGGGUUCAAAGAAGAAGUGA
Messenger RNA from Alternaria viburni, 3414 nucleotides. RefSeq lists its product as uncharacterized. The record is from RefSeq and is a predicted model, not a curated record. Gene Ontology annotation, cellular component: RQC complex. Bases 1 to 3414 code for a protein of 1137 amino acids. Gene Ontology annotation, molecular function: ribosomal large subunit binding; tRNA binding. The transcript has 3 exons. Gene Ontology annotation, biological process: ribosome-associated ubiquitin-dependent protein catabolic process; rescue of stalled cytosolic ribosome. NCBI's taxonomy places the organism in Eukaryota, Fungi, Ascomycota, Dothideomycetes, Pleosporales, Pleosporaceae.